UAUUUGCCCAGCCCUAACUGGGAUGUUCUUCCAUAUUCUUAUCAUCAUCCGGAUAUAUAUAUUUAAUAAAAUUUUGAUAUAUAUAUAUAUAUAUCAAUAUAAAAUUUUAAAAAUAUAUGGAUCGCAAAACAUAAAUUAUUCCAACUAGGUAUGUGUAUAAACUAUUGCUUCAACAUGUUUUGGUAGGAGACAAGUUCUGCAUUUGUUUGAAGACAUGAACACUAAUGAUAAAAGUAGAAUUUGAUGCCGCUAUAGUUAUCGAAAUUCUAUAUAUUUGUUUAAAAUAUUAACAUAGAUUCUAUAUUUGUUUAAGAUAUAGUUAAAAAUAAAAUAAAAUAUAAAAAUAAAAAUAUAAGUUUGGGUUUUCGAACCAGCACUAACCUAAACGGAUUUAACCCCAAAAUAGAAAAUUCCAAAUGGGUUAAGUCCAAUAAACUUAAAUUUUUGAGCUUAUAUAAUUAAGUCCAAAUCUAGUAAUUUAUAGGGUUGGACAGUCUUGGUUGUGGGCUUAGGACAUUUCCAUCUAUAUUCUAUUUUCUCCUUUAAAAUAGAAUAAAAAAAAUAUUGAGUAAGGAAUGCUCCAACACAACUUCAUAUCUCACUUCAUAAAUGGAGUAAUCUAUUUUUUUUAUUCAUCGCUCCAUUAUGGAGUGAGAAAUAGAAUAAGUUUAGAGCAAUUUUACUCUAUUUUCAUUUUUACUUCAUUUUGGAGGAAAAAAUGGAAUUUUACAUUGUAAAUGCUCUUAGGAGCUAAUUUACAUUUAUAUGAUAUUCAAUGCUUUUUUUUUGGUCAAAGAUAUACACUGCGAAAAAAUAGAUUCGUGAUCUAAACCCUAAACUAAAUAUCCGCAACUCAUAUCUCUAUCAUUAUAACCCUCGAAACUUCUUAUCCUCCUUUUACAAACCAAUCCUCUGAAACACAAGAAACGAGAGGUAAGAGACCCAUGAGGAGUGUCCUCUGAUUAAUCGUGGCCGAAAGUAGUUUUGUCAAUUUGAUUUUGAAUGGAUCGAUAUAAGCUCAAUUGUUACAAAACUCUUUUAUUUAUUUUUUCAAAAGUUAGGGUUUCUCGUUAUAUCUUCAUCAUUCUUUCCUCGUAUCCAAUUCAUUGACACACAAAACUUGUGAAGUUUGACCUUAAUUAUUGUUACGGUCUUAAAAUAAGAUGUUGCACGUUCCCUUUUUGUUUGAUCUGAAUGUGCUGAUGCUUUUGUUUCGAACCGAAUCUCAACAGUUUCCAAAAUAAUCUGUAUUAGUUCAGUUUUGGUUGACCAAAAAAAAUUAAGUUCUGUUGCAAUUAUACAUUUUUCCUUUUUCAUUUGUUGAUCAGCAGAUGAGGAACUGUUCGGAAAAAGCUCCAUCUGUGUCCAAAAGUAAUGAUGAGGGUUGUGAGGAUGAUAAGCCUUUGAGUGCCAGGGUUAAAGUUCAAAUGUCAUCGACGGUGCAGAUAAAGAUCAGCGUGUUUGCAUCAAGUAGCAAGAAGAGACCUUUGGUUGAUAAUAUCAAACGAAAUGGUUCAAAACCUAAAGGGCAGAGUUCUCAGUCACCUUCUAAGAGACAUCUUGAGAAGGGAAGUUCUUCGAAUCAAUCCUUUGUUAAGAGGCCUAAGCUUUUAGGUAACGCAGCUACUCCAGAUAUCAAAGGGAAGAAUCUAGACGCAUGCAAGCCUUUGAAAGUUAACCAAGCAACUGUUAGGGAAGAAAACUCAGAUGGUGAUGAUCAUCUCCCUAUUGCCUCAAGGAUGAGGUCAGGUUACUCAAAUAAUAAAUCAUCAUCCUCUAAGACAAAUGCUAGUAAGAUGAUAGCUUCUUCAUCCAGAAAGAUAGCUAAGAACAAAUGCGUGAAAGAUUCUAAAGCGUUACCUUUUAGAGAUGGGCAAAAGAAAUGGACAACACUAGUGCACAAUGGUGUUCUUUUUCCACCUCCAUAUAAAUGUCAUGGGGUUAAGAUAUUGUAUCAGGGAAAGCCAGUUGACUUAACUCCUGAACAAGAAGAGGUUGCCACUAUGUUUGCAAAGAUGAGAGAAACGGAAUAUUACAACAAACCAUUGUUUAGAGAGAAUUUCUGGAAUGAUUGGAGGGAACUACUUGGAAAGGACCAUGUGAUUAGAAACUUAGAUGAUUGUGAUUUCAGUCCCAUAUAUGAAUGGUAUAUGCAGGACAUUGAGAUAAGGAAACAAAUGAAUGCAGAAGAAAAAAGAAUUCUGAAGGAGGAGAAAUUAAAGCAGGGAGAGAAAUACAUGUGGGCAGUUCUUGAUGGCGUCAAAGAGAAGGCUGUAAAUUUCAGAGUUGAACCCCCAGGCUUGUUUCGUGCCCGGGGAGACCAUCCUAAGAUGGGGAAACUCAAAAAACGGAUUCGUCCUUGUGAUAUUACAAUCAACAUUGGUAAAGAUGCACCCAUUCCAGAAUGCCCUACCCCUGGUGAAAGGUCAUUUUUUAUCUUUUGUGUUUCUUGUGGAAGAAGACACAUUCGUUGUUGUUUUUUCUGUGACGUGAUUUUGAGAAUGUUGUUUCUUUUCAGAUGGAAAGAAAUUAAGCAUGACACUACUGUCACAUGGCUUGCUUUCUGGAAUGAUCCUAUCAAUCCAAAAGUGUUCAAUUAUGCAUUCUUGGCAGCUAGCAGUGCGUUAAAGCGCCUUAGAGAAGCAUGCACUAAAGAUCUUAGUGACAAGGGUGCAACAAAACAGGAAACAGAGGUUGCUACGUAUCUUAUAGAUAAGCUAUCCCUUAGAGCUGGAGACGAGAAGGUCACCAUCAUUUCUGACCAUGAUCAACGUACUGUCUCGGAAUCUAACGGACCACAAGCUGAGAGGCUGGCUGUGAAAAUAGAAGAACUAAGGGAGAAAAUAGAAGAGCUGGAUAUCGAUCUCGAUGGGACUGAGAAAGAAACUCCUGCAACUGAGUGGACGUCAGAUUUUUUUAUAGUUGAGCCGGUCAAAGGGAGUGACAGCAAUGUUCCUGUUUUCACUGAGCCGGCUACUGAACUGGCUGAUGUGUUAGCCUCAGAAGUUCCUAAAGAAACUGCUAUCUCACCUGAGGUUGAGCCUGUUCUUACACAAACUGCAUCCAAUAAGGAUGAGUCUUUAAUACAAUGAUUCUCCUAAGCUACUACCUUGUCGUUGACUCUUAACAUUUUUGUCUUUUGGAUGCUUCCAUGGAUGUGGCAGAAACUGGAGUGUGCAUGGAGGAGAAUGACUCAAUGGAUGCGGGUGAAAGGAUGAACUCAAUGGUGAUAAGGGAACCACCUCUGGAAACAGAAACUUUGCAGGAAAGUGAAGAUUCUGGUCCGAGUAGGUAGUAGGUAGCAAAGGAUUACGGUUGGAGACUGUGGUAUCUGAUCUGUUAAUACUCUCUCUACUAUGCAGUUGUUAGCUUAAAUCUAGAUUAAACAUUCGCUUAAUCAUGUCUCCAUUUUCUUCUCAAAACUGUAUGGUUUUAACUCCUUGCUUAGUUACUCUUUUCCAUGUUUUAAAUUUUAAGUUUUAACUAAGUAUUACUUUUGUUUCAAAAUAUGUUAUUUUAGAUAAAACUCUGAAGAAGAAAAACUAUUAAUCUUCUAAAACCACUAUUUAAUAGAUAAAUUAAAUAUAAUUUAACUAAUCAGAAAGACUGCAAAAAAUAAUUGAUUAUACAUCAUCCAAUAAAAUAUAAAAUUAUAGAGAAAAAUAACUUAUAUCUUUGAAAAUAUACUUUUAAAAUCAUUUAUAUGGUAAAACAGAUGGAGUACUCUUUAGUAAAUAAAAAGAGACAUAUCAGAUCAUCACAACCAUCUUAAAAAUAUAUUAUUAUGAUUUUUAAAUAGAAACAAACAAAAAAAGAGAGAUAAAAAAGAGAGGUAUCCCCAU
This is a messenger RNA of Brassica rapa (field mustard), 3842 nucleotides long. Its product is annotated as DNA topoisomerase 1 beta-like. NCBI's taxonomy places the organism in Eukaryota, Viridiplantae, Streptophyta, Magnoliopsida, Brassicales, Brassicaceae. Gene Ontology annotation, biological process: DNA topological change; chromosome segregation; DNA replication. Gene Ontology annotation, cellular component: chromosome; nucleolus. The record is from RefSeq and is a predicted model, not a curated record. Gene Ontology annotation, molecular function: DNA binding; DNA topoisomerase type I (single strand cut, ATP-independent) activity.